AUGGGAGCAUGCCUCCGUGCGGCACUCGAUCCGCAGGAUAAGCUCCCCUUGCCGGAUCUCCCUCUGUCCUAUGAGGGGUUCUACGCCGGCUGCCGGUAUGUGGUGACCGACGCCGAACAAGGAGAAUAUGUAUACGGUGCGGUGAAGCUAGAGCUGGAGAGGUGCAUUGGGAAGCUGGCGAAUGAGUUAAAAAACGAGAAGAUCGACGCUGUAGCGUGGAUUGUGCCGUUCAACAGGGCUUGUGACUGGUUCCAGAAACGAGUCGUUCUACUUGAGUCACUUCUCACCUAUCUUGACAAGGAGUACGUGCUCAAAUACCCAAAGUUCAGUUCAAUCCACGACCUUGCCUUUGAGCUCUUUUCAGCCGGGAUCUUCGGUGACACAAUAAUCUUCACCAAGAUACAGGACGGUUUACGAAAUUGGGUCAAUCAUGAGCGAACAAUGAGAGCCGAACAUAAAUUGCGCUCUGAGAUUCCUGCUCUGUUGGGACAUCUUAGCACCCACGACUACUAUGAUACGUUCGAGUCGUACUUGAUCGAGGUCACCCGCGACUUCUACUCCGCCGAGGCCGACCGACUUGCUGUUGAACUGAAGGACAAGGCGAUGGAGUACGUGCUGAAAGUCGAAGAGCGGAUCGCGGAAGAGGAGAAAAGGGGCGAGGAAGUGUUACUCCCGCAGAGCAGGGGCGAGUUCAAGAAAGCAACGGAACGAGCGUUCUUGCUGGGAAGGCUGGAAUGGAUCGCUACGGAUGCACUGGCACAAUGCUUGAAGGAAAGAAACGGCAAUCAGAUUGCAGGGAUGUAUGCCCGCUUCGCGCGCGUGGACGGUUUGAAGAUACUGUGUGUUGCGUUCAAAGCGCAUGUCCAGGACGCGGUGCAGAGAAUCGUCCUUGACACAGAGCAUGACGCGGAUAUGGUGCCGAAACUCGUUGCUCUACAUGGUUUCUGCAAGAAGCUCCUGGAAGACGCUUUUGUGGAUUAUACCUCUCCUUCUACGGGCACUUCCGACGCGCCGCCCAUGAAGCGCAUGAAUCGCGCCUUCUUCGAUGCCUUGAAAGACGCGUUCGGCUCUGGCUUCAAGGCGCGCCGGUCGAAGCCGGCGGAGAUGAUCGCCAAGGAGCUCGACAAGGCGAUGAAGCGCGGCAAGAAGGACAUGACCGAGCAGGAUUUCGAGCGGAACGUCGAGGAGGUGCUAGAGCUGUGCAGAUACACGGACGACAAGGACGUCUUCCGCGCGUUCUACCAGAGGGCGCUGGCGAAGCGGCUGCUGCUCGCCCGGAGCGCGAGCGACGAUGAUGAGAAGAGGAUACUGAAGAAAUUGCAGACGGAUUAUGAUCCCGAGUUCAGCAUGGGUGAUCACAUGUUCAAAGAUCUUGCUCUCUCGAAGGACCUGUACGAGGAGUACCUGAAGUCACUCACUGGCCAGGCGGAUCCUUCAGCACGCGACCUUUUCGUUACUGUCAUCCAGCGCAGCUCAUGGCCAUUCACGGCGCGGACCAAGGACGCCGUUUUGCCGACCAGGAUGCAGGAAUCAUUGGAGGGUUAUCUUACGUUCUACAAGAACAAGCAUAAGAACCAAAAGCUUGAUUUCGACCACGCUCUCGGCACUGCGACAAUGACGGCACGGUUCGACAAGGGGAAGAAGGAACUUACCCUCACCCUCUACCAAGCCAUCGUCCUCCUGCUAUUUAACGAUGAAACCGAGCUUAGCUAUGAGCGCAUUCGAGAUUCAACGGCCAUGGACCCGACGGAGCUGAAGCGUGUGUUGCAAAGUUUGGCGUGCGGGAAGAAGAAAGUGCUCUUGAAGGUUCCGCCUAGCAGAGACGUAGGAGACAAGGACGUGUUCCGCUACAAUGGCGAGUUCACCGACCCGAAACACAAGGUCCACAUCAGCAGCAUCCUGGCGCAGGACACGCCCGAAGAGUCAAAGCGCACCCAAAAGGCCAUCGAAGGCGAACGUCGUUACAUCAUUGACGCUGCGAUUGUGCGCAUCAUGAAGGCGCGCAAGAAGGUGAAAUACGAGCAGCUAGUGACGGCCACCGUCGACGCGGUCAAGAACCAUUUCCUCCCUGACGUGGUCGACGUGAAAAAGAGGAUCGAGGGGCUGGUGGAGGAGGAGUAUAUGCGUCGCGACGAGCACGAUAGGCAUAUGUUCCAUUACAUUGCAUAA
This is a messenger RNA of Punctularia strigosozonata HHB-11173 SS5, 2169 nucleotides long. RefSeq names its product Cullin-4B. Gene Ontology annotation, biological process: protein ubiquitination; DNA damage response; ubiquitin-dependent protein catabolic process. The record is from RefSeq and is a predicted model, not a curated record. The coding region runs from base 1 to 2169 and encodes 722 amino acids. The transcript is spliced from 10 exons. Gene Ontology annotation, cellular component: Cul4-RING E3 ubiquitin ligase complex. NCBI's taxonomy places the organism in Eukaryota, Fungi, Basidiomycota, Agaricomycetes, Corticiales, Punctulariaceae. Gene Ontology annotation, molecular function: ubiquitin protein ligase binding.